Molecule: messenger RNA, 973 nt
Organism: Syzygium oleosum
Lineage: Eukaryota; Viridiplantae; Streptophyta; Magnoliopsida; Myrtales; Myrtaceae
Exons: 2
Coding region: 319-702 (127 amino acids)
Source: RefSeq, a predicted model, not a curated record
GAACAUGAAUCUCCUCCUUUGAUGGUGUACUGUUCAUCUCUCUUGCGAGUAAUCAUGAAAACGUCUGACCCGCUGCACUCGUCUACGGCUGCCAGGCGACGAAGAAAAUGAGUGAUGAAGAUGUUCUGUCCUUGCCCGGCCAACCUCUCUCCCCAUAUACUCUUCCUCUUCCCACCAUCUUUGCGUCGUCUCCCUCAGAAAACCUCCAUUGCCAUGUCAUGUGACGACUGACGACCUCUUCACUCUCUUCCCACCUCCUCCAGACCGUCCUUCAUCUCUGCGAAGGAGUCGGCGUACGAGCUCCUGUUCCACGUGGCGAUGGGGUUCGCCCCGUGCGGCGACUACUGGCCCAAACCUGUGGAGGGUCUCAGCCACCCAUCUGUUCAGCCCCGGGAGGAUCGCCGCCUUCGAGAGGUCCCGAGCGCAGACAGGGCUUCAAAGGAUGGGCGAAAUCAAGUCUCUAAUGGAGGAGCGUGGCGAGGUCGGGUCGAGGAAGGUGUUGCCCUUAUGUCCGCUCAACAACGUGAUGAUGGGCAUGUUGGGGGAGGUCCUACGACUUCGGCACUCGCCAUGGCCGCCACGGAAGUGACGGGCUCGGGCUCGAGGGUCUGGUUAUUGAAGGGAAAUGAUCUUCAGAGGCGCCGACAAAGCGUCCGAGAUCGACACUGCCCUCGGCCCCACCCGGCGGGCCGCCGACCCUGACCUCCCGAAACUCCUGUACCUCCGGUCCAUUGUCAAGGGAACCCUAACGAUGCACCUGCCGAGCCACAGUGAACAUGUGGGGCAUGACCCGUGGCGAGGCGGUCCGGCCUGACCCAGACGAGUUCAAGCCGGAGAGGUUCUUGGAGGAGGACAGUGUCGGGUUAGUGAUCACAAGGUUCCGAGUUUCCACGCGGGGGUUACGAUAGUUAAACGGUCGAGAUUUGUCCGGCCAAGUCAAGAAUCGAUCACGGACGCCGUCUGUCAAGAGAUC